Molecule: messenger RNA, 1369 nt
Organism: Octopus sinensis (East Asian common octopus)
Lineage: Eukaryota; Metazoa; Mollusca; Cephalopoda; Octopoda; Octopodidae
Exons: 3
Coding region: 285-1187 (300 amino acids)
Source: RefSeq, a predicted model, not a curated record
GAGGUCCUUCCCAUAGGGAAGACCCAACAAAGGUCCCAUACAUACCGGAAAUAAAAUUUUAACCGGAAAUACCGGUAGAAUGCUGGGAUCGUUGUUAAUGUCAGUUACUGUGUUUAUCUCAAGAAAUAGGUUCCUUGUGUUUAUUUUUAUUUCACAAAUAUUUUAUAUUUUCUUUGCCGUACGUGUCUACACUGACUUUAUUAUUUUGGUCAGCGCAAACCUAAUUAAGUGAUAUUUGCAUAUUUAAAAGUUUACCUCACAAAGCAGACUAUUUGGAUCUGAAAAUGGGCAAGCAUCAAUUCGCCAAAAUCUUCCUUAUUUUUUUAACGUUUGCUGUGCACAUGGCUAUGCUUGGUGUUAGUUACUUGGCAGUAUUUCCAGAAAAAAGUCGAGGCCUGUUCACUUCUGAAACUGGUAACAUUUCUCAUAAAUAUGAUCUGGCUGCUGUUCCUGAUGAUUCAGCUUUCUCCAUUUGGGGUGCAAUUUACCUGUCAGAAGCAUUGUGGCUUUUGUAUGCAAUCACAACUGUAUUUCGAUCAACUUCCAAAGGACCUUUAUAUGUUUCGUGUAAUGUGAUGCCUUCGCAAAUGCUUAUUGGUUUUAUACUUAACUGUAUUAUCAAUAUAAUUUGGUUAAUUGCGUUCGACAGAGAAAAAAUUCUUUAUUCUGGUAUCAUUAUUUCCUUCCUUCCAUUAUGCCUUAUAUACUGCCUUGUCCUUUCUCAUAGAAGAUUGCAUUCUUAUUCUGUCUUCAUGAUUAAAGAGUCUUUGCUUUUUGAUAUUUGGAUUAAUCGUUUCUUAGUCCAAAAUGGUAUUGCCGUAAAUGCUACAUGGGUAUCUAUUGCAACAUGUUUGAACUUCGGAAUGGUUCUUACCUAUGUUUAUGAUGUCAAAGAAGAAAUUUCUAGCAUUAUUGUUCUGAUGAUGGUGUCAAUUGGAACCCUGUUAUAUACUUGCUUUGAUUACAAGCGCAAGCUUACCCACUAUACAGUGACACCAUAUAUGGUUGUUAGCUGGGCUACAGUUGGCGUACUGCUUAAACAUGCUUCAGAAACUUCUUGGACUAAUAUUACUAUAUUGUCUGUUGUUCUCCUGGUUUGUACUUGCAUUGUGUUGGGGUUCAAAGUCUUCUCCAUUUUAUUUCCAUUAAAAACUGAUCGUAAAAGUAAGGCAAAGAAAAGUUCUUAAAUAUGAAUGUCCAUUGAAAUGAGAGGACAAAUAAAUCUCGCAACUAAAUAUAAGAAAAUAUUUUUUUAGUACAAAUUCUUUUUACUAAGAAUAUCUUUAAUUUUAUAUUUUACUGAUACUUAUUUAUAAAACACAUUGGAGUGGCAGCUGAACUUAAAACUAUAAGGGCCUAAACUAUUUUC